AAUAUUUACCAAACCCACCGCAUCGAGCGCUGCGAUCUGCAGCUAACUUCAGUCGCUUGAAAUCAUUCGUGUUUUGCUUUUUUGCCUGCCUUUUCUAUUCCUUAAAAAUAUCAUGAAUAGAAUGGAAUCUAGGGAUGUGGACCCAAGGAUUUGUCGUAUUUGUGAGAGUAAAAAGUUCCUGGUCAAUCUCUUAGAGGAAGACAAUAUUCACUUACUUGGGAAGCUGAGAGAAAUCCAAGAUGUAAAGAAAAAGACUGACGUGGAAAACAUUGACGAACUGUUCCACUACAUAUGCCGAUCGUGCGAAAAUGCCCUGGAAGGAUUUUUCGUGUUCAAAAAUCGAGUCCAGAAGAUGUACAGGAAGUUGAUGCAUGCUGCACUAACUGGACGGAUAAAUCUUUCAGCAUGUGAUGAAGAACCUGAGGAAAUUACUGAUACUUCAUAUCCUUCAUAUAAAUUUGAUCAAAAACCAAAAGAUUUUAUUGCAAAACCACUUGACUAUGAAGAAGAUCGUGAUCCUUUGGAUGUUCCUAUCAGCAUGGAAAGUAAGAUUUUCGAUGAUAUAAAAAGGUCAGGAAUAAUCAAAACGGAGCCAGAAUUUAUUAUCAUGGAUUCGAAAUACACCUUGGAUUUUGUAGAUGAUGAAGACAAGGAUGUAACGUAUGAACCAGAUGAAAGUAGCUCCUCUGAUGAAAUUGAUUCCACGCCACUUCGAAAACGAAAGAAAUUGAGCCCUAAAAAGGAGCGAGGCAGCAAUAUCCCUAGCCUCUCCAGUCCUGGACCUAAGAAGAAGCCACAAGACAAGAAAACCAAAACUCCUGAAGAUGAAAAAUCCCCGAUAACCUUCAAAAAUUGCCCCAUUUGCCAUCGGAAAUUUUCUGUGGACCAAAAUCUUCAGAGUCACAUAAAGCUCCACAGUAAUUUGGCCUUCAGAUGUUUCUCCUGUCGGAGAGUUUACAACUCCCUGCUGAAUUGUGAGAUUCACGAACUCAGUCACAAAGCUGGUGAACCUGGAGUCGAAGAGAGAUUAAAGGAACUGAGGAUAAGAAGAUCUAAAGCACUGCUGCUAUGUCUCAAGAAUAAAGAAGCAGCAAAGAAAAGGGCCAGAACGUUCCAGGUAAAAAAUGUUUCCACAAAGGACACCAAAAAAGAAUGUAAAUUGUGUGGAAAAAAGUACAAAUUUCUGAAUCUUCAUGUGAAGUCGCAUUUGCAAAAAAAUCUCAGUUGCAUCUUUUGCUUCGAAAAAUUUCGAUCAAAGGGCAUUUUGAGAUUUCACAUGAGGCGAAAUCAUCCUCUGCUUCUUAUGGGUAGGAAAUAAUAUUCUUUGAAUAAAAACUGAGUUUAAGUUUGAAAAA
Molecule: messenger RNA, 1355 nt
Organism: Phlebotomus papatasi
Lineage: Eukaryota; Metazoa; Arthropoda; Insecta; Diptera; Psychodidae
Product: zinc finger protein 583-like
Exons: 2
Coding region: 113-1318 (401 amino acids)
Biological process (GO): regulation of DNA-templated transcription
Cellular component (GO): nucleus
Molecular function (GO): DNA-binding transcription factor activity, RNA polymerase II-specific; RNA polymerase II cis-regulatory region sequence-specific DNA binding; zinc ion binding
Source: RefSeq, a predicted model, not a curated record